CUAUGAGUGAAUAUUCUUGUGGUUACUCGUUUUGACAACGGCCUCAACAUUACCCAUCAGCAUACUUGUACGAACACUUAAAACAAGGAGCCAGGUAGAAUUAACUAGAAAAUAAAUAUUUAUACAGAUGAUGGUGCUUCCAAUUGGUAGUGACAAGAGCCACUAAAUAUAUCAAAGUUGAUGGAGGAAUGCUGCAGAACCUGGUCAGAAAGAUUUUGAUGAAAUUCUAUUCAAUUUUGUAAAAACAAGUGUACAUUGAUGGUUCUGAGGAAAAUAUUAAGUCCAAUCAGGAAGGGGGUGACAGCACUGUGGCGUAACUUGAUGAAAUUUAAGCACUUUGUCUCUCCAUUUUGUUCAAGAUUCAAACAGAUCAUCAUGAAUUUGAAGGAUAUUCGUAUGAAGAUAGCCUUCUACUACUUGGGACAUCUGUCCAAUGUGAUGCUAUCAGUUGCCCUUGGACUUGGCCUGUACACGGAAUGGGUGAACUCCGAAAACAUGGCCAUUCUGCUCAUGGCUCUAUGUGGACUGCUCGUUUUUGGCUUGUCCUGCACACUCCAGUAUUACUUAAACAAGGUGACCCUGGGUCAGUCCCUGCUGCACCUGUGGCUGGGCUGUAUUCUGGGAGUUAUUAUCUUCACAGAUGAGCAGGAGUACCGAUAUGAAACACUAGAAGAAUCCAUGGACAUACUUCUUGUCUCUAGUGCAGCAUUCAGCAUCUUCUGGGCUGUGUGCGAGAGGAUUACACAUACAAAAAAAGUAGAAGCAUCUUUAUUCUCAACAAUGCAGGCUUUAGAGUGUUCAGGUUUAAUUGUUGCCUCUCUGGUAGUUGGCACUAUUGACUCUAUUGUGAUAUCAUUAUGUGUAAUAGCAUUCCUUUUUAACUUAACAGCUAUCAGAUUAAAAUCAUUGCUAUCAUUAUUUUCAUUUGCAAUAUUUAUGUUACUAGUUACUUUUAUGAUAUUACCUAGUUUACCUGUGAAAGCAAACAUGUAUGGACUGAUAUGUUUUGCUGGAAGAAAUAGUUUCGAACCAAUAAUAGAUCUCUAUUUUUCUGGGUUUACAACACUGGAACGCUGGCAGGCAUUUUUCUCUAAAUCUGGAAUAUUAAGAAAAAUAACCGUGAUACUUAUUUUCUUUAUAAACUUGACAUUUGCUGGUCUAACCGGUCAUCAGUCUACAGGCCACAAGGAGUGGUUUGUAGUUGUACCGCUGUAUGUUGGUUUUGUGCUUCUGUGGCUGUGUUUUCAUGUCAUCUUCCUUAUCACAUCCUGGAUUCUGAUGAACAAAGUCUCUGAGUGCAACCUGACUUUCCUCAGCCUGUCUGACAACCACCGCAGCAUGACACGCAUCAUGGCCUCCAAGGGUCUCCGCCACUUUGGUCUCAUCUCACAGCGCCUAACCCUGCUGGCCCUGGUAACAUCACUGCUAUUGUUUGGUGUUGGCUGGGAGACAAGGACAGCCUACAGUGUGGGCCUGUUCCUUGUCGUGUUGCCUCUGGAGAUGGCCUCACUGUCACUGUUCCGGGAGCUGGGAGACAACCUGGGGGGAACAUGCAUUGGCUACGCUCUUGUGGCACCUAAUACUGGCAACAGAACCAAUGGGAGCGUCAAGCUGUUAUCUAGCUCUGGUGUUGAGGACAUUGGUACCCGUGCUAUGACCACUUUGAACAAGAUGCAGCAGUUUUUCAGUCGCAACAUGAUAGACAAUUAUGGAUGUGACUUCAUGUCGAGUGGUGUGUCGGAGGAAUAUCUGCGCUCUAAGGUGUGUCAGUUCUUCACAAGGAAGACAAGUGACGGGCCCCGAUACGACACGUACAUGCUCUACUACAGCGGUGACUGCCUAGAGACCGGAGACUGGGCUCUCACGGAUAAUUGUAGUGUAAAACUGGAAACCUUGCUUGAGUGGUGGUCUGAGAAGAAUGCUGACUCUGGUUCCCGUCUGAUUCUGGUGUGUGACACACUGCACUCAUGGUGCUGGGCACAGCAAGUGUCACGCCUCGACCAAUAUGUGGCCAUCCAGGUGUGGCGCUAUCGCCGGUCACCGGACCCAGAGCUGGGACAAAACGUUGGGGCAUUUACAGACGACUGGGUGCGGUUCAACAUGGAUGAGGAGCUGGACGUGCCAUGGACGGACAAAGAGAGGAACAUUCAGGCGGUUUACAAGGUGUCAACCACAUGGACGGACUUCUCAUUUCAUCUCCCGACCAGGGAGGACAUGGAGUCUCACUGGAACAGCAAUUUUCCCGCAUUCACGAAGCCUCUGAUACGUAGUUUGAGUGUUUUCCAAUAUUCACGCCUGUGUUGCUGUUGUGAGGGGGUUAGGAACUGUCUACGAAGGAAGCGCAUGCAAUGGCUCCCACCUAAAGUGGCGGACACCGGUCAUGGCUUCAAACUGGUGCGCUCUUAGAAGUCUUGUGAUUAUAUUUAUUAAUGGUUUCUUUUUUUAUCUGGCCAAAAGGGUUAACAAUUACAUUCAUAAAAUCAAAAAUGUUGCAAAGCAAAAGCAUCUCAACAAAAAAUUUACUGAACAAAUAUUGAGCUUUAUGAAGUGAGCCUGUUUAGCUUGAUUAUUCUAAGAAUAAGGCGGGCUAUACUUCCUGCCCCAGCAUGGGCAGCCGCUACUUCGGAGUACAACACCUAAACUUUUUAUUCAAUUUACUUCAUACUUAACACAGUUGUUUAGGACCACACAAGUAGGUUAGACAUCACUCCAUAUCAUCCUAAAUACAAGGUAUCGUCCCAUUAGAGCAAAAAGGUACCAAGUGACAUUUUGCAAGUUUUGAGAAAAACGGCUUUAAAGGUUUGAACCUGCAUAUAAAAU
Mya arenaria is the source of this 2820-nucleotide messenger RNA. RefSeq names its product transmembrane protein 168-like. Lineage: Eukaryota; Metazoa; Mollusca; Bivalvia; Myida; Myidae. The record is from RefSeq and is a predicted model, not a curated record. The transcript has 6 exons. Bases 259 to 2406 code for a protein of 715 amino acids.